Messenger RNA from Electrophorus electricus (electric eel), 7729 nucleotides. It is a transcript of the gene arhgef12b, whose product is annotated as Rho guanine nucleotide exchange factor (GEF) 12b. Gene Ontology annotation, molecular function: guanyl-nucleotide exchange factor activity; G protein-coupled receptor binding. Lineage: Eukaryota; Metazoa; Chordata; Actinopteri; Gymnotiformes; Gymnotidae. Gene Ontology annotation, biological process: G protein-coupled receptor signaling pathway; intracellular signal transduction. The record is from RefSeq and is a predicted model, not a curated record. Gene Ontology annotation, cellular component: cytoplasm.
ACAUGAAGGAGCAUCUGCUGUGAAUUAGAAAUUCGCACCAUUCUAUGUGCAUUCUGGUACAAAAUGACAUUAGAUAUUGUGAAAGGUCAGUGACUACCGCAACACACGCACAGCGAUUAUGCCUGUGCGGAAGAAUACAGCACUAAAGGGAGUGAGUCGCUUUCUAGAGCGUAGGAAUCCGGGGAUGUAAUUUUGCCGAAAGUCAGGAAUUAUGUGCAUUUUAACCAUUUUCUUCACUGGUUUUUAUUUGAGUCCUGCGGAAAACUGACACUUGUGGCAUAAUAUGCGGUGUCCAAUUAUCUGCGCUUUGACAGGAUAGAAUUCUAAAACAACGAAUAUUGGCGAAAAAAGAAGAGGAAAAAAACUACUGAAUUUCGAAAAACAUGGAGACAAGGAGGGGAAGGACCUGACUAAAUGACUAAACCCAAGUUUCCAGCUUCAGGAUAGCACAGAAAAAAGAGAAAUCAUUUUGUGAUAUGUAGGACAGCGUUUCGCUUUAAAUGUGAUUGUUUUAUUGUUGCUUUGUUGGAACAAAGACGUUUUGAACAGGAUUCCUGAAUUAGGAGCCUUCCGCUGCUCGCGAGGAAGCUCGUCCUAGUUUACAUCAAAGGAUCCUAAAGUUUUCUGACGAUUUUCCCUUCCUUUUUCCCCCGUGGAACAUAGUUUUGGAAUUUUUUUAAUUUGGAAGAUCUAGUGGAGAAAUGACAAUGAAACCUUCAACUUCGUAAAUGUUUUGAACUGGGAAUUACAUACGGAGUAUAGACACGAAUGGACACAUUCUUUCCGAGGGAAAAGUCCCGUGCCAUUCAACCGAGCGAGAGGCCUAAACGGAGCGAAGAUCGUAUCGGUGAUCAAUUGCGGUAUUGCGGUGCUAAUUCUACCGAUAGUUUGUGCCCCGUUUUCUACUCCAGCUCAUUCACAUUGACACGAGGGAGGGAUAAGUUUGGGAAUGCCGUGGGGUAUGUUGUAGAUGAUCGUCGGGUGCUACAAAGUAACCUUUGGGAUGAUAGAUAGAAAUUAAAGUUUCUGACGCUGCUUUAAAAACGGGACUACUGUUAUUGUAGGACAUCAAAAAUAACGAUAGAUGUACUGGGUUUGUGGGGAGUAGGUUAGCGCUAGUCUCCGUGGUGUUGACAAAGACGACGGUAGCCAGUGAGCAACUAGGGAAACCUGUCGUGUAAUGUAGUGGCAUUUGCCUUGGGGAAAAGUAUAUGCUACAUUGGCAUUGAUUCACUGUAGGCAAGUGGCAGGCAUGAACGGUUUUGUAUGACUACUCUGGCCAUCUAGUGCAGUAGCCUGCCCUUUAGUGUGAUUCCACCGAGCACUACUGAAUAUUUACAUCUUCUUUCCAACGCUUUUGUUCUUGUCUGGAAGAGGUCUAAUGACACAUACUACCAAAACGAAAAACCAGCGGAAUUGCACAACAAACUGAGUUUUCUCUCCGUGUCGAGGCAUUCCCACACGUUUUUCGAAGCGCGGUUUGGAUUGUAGUUGCCGCCGAACUGUUGACGCUCAUCUUGUUGGUAUACAACAGUGAUUUACCUUAAUAAAAUGCUCGUUGGAUAAGACGUGAGGAAAACCAAGAAACCGAAGGCCAAUGAGCGGCUCACAGUCCACGAUAGCCGACAGGUUUCCCAAAAAGCCAACGAGGACCGCAAGUAUUAUCAACAAGGACCACCCCCCAGACAAGAAACCUAAGAGCGACAAGGUGUCAGCGCCUUUCUCACAUGAGUUUGAUCCCACAGGGCUCGUUCAGCGGUGUGUUAUCAUCCAGAAAGAUGAGAAUGGCUUUGGGCUAACAGUGAGCGGAGAUAACCCUGUAUUUGUACAGCUCGUCAAAGAAGAUGGAGCGGCAAUGCGAGCUGGUGUUCAGACUGGUGACAGAAUUAUUAAGGUCAAUGGGACGUUAGUAACACAUUCGAAUCAUGUAGAAGUUGUGGAGUUAAUAAAGUCGGGCUCCUAUGUAGCACUGACUGUGUUGGGGAGACCCCCGGGCCUGGCCCAGAUCCCCCUGUCAGAAGGUGAGGGUGAUGGAGGCCCCGUCUCCUCCCUAAGCUCCCCGCACUCGCCGGGCCCCACAGCUGCGGAACGCUCCACCUCCACCAGCCCCUCGGACCGCGUCACUUCUCCACUGCCUGUAUGGGAGGAGAAGAACCCGGUGUACAAUCAGAAGGUCGACAUCCUUCAGAAGAUGUUGACCAAGGAACAGCAGGAGUUGCAGGCUAUGAAAGAGGAGUACAGCAGGAACCCUACCCCCAAACUACUGAAGGAAAUCCAGGAAGCCAAGAAGCACAUUCCCCUACUCCAGGGCCAGCUCAGCAAGGCCACUGGGGCUGCACAGGAUGGCUCCCUCUCUCCCAAACUGUUAGAAGGCGAGGUGGAAGAUGGGGGUGGAUUAGGGAACAUGGACCCUCUUUUGCCAUGGCAACCCGACUCCAACACAGAAUCAUCCUGGAGUAACAACACCCUAACACCGGUCACCCCGAGUCCUGUCCCAGAAAGUCCGUACCAAAGAGAGCCCCUGUGCCACAGCCCAAAGAGCACGCCACGUGACAGCCUCAACUCCUGCCCCUCCCCUGACGCUGACGACGCCGCCGACCUGGACUCCAACUCCCAGUCCAGCGUGGGGAGCCCCUCCUCCCGCCUGCCGCCACACAUCAUUGGUGCUGAAGAUGAUGACUUUGACACUGAGCAGGAGCAGAUGAAUGGCCAGUGGAGCUGUUUUCAGACCGUCGAGCUGUUGAAGUCUCGGCCUGCUCACCUCGCAGCCUUCCUGCAUCACGUGCUCUCUCAGUUUCAGUUCGACCCUGCACCUUUGCUGUGCUACCUCUACGCUGAGCUCUACAAACACAGCAGCUCCAAAGAGACGCGUCGCUUGUUUUUGGACAUCCACACAUUCUUCAUGGAUCGAACAGCGCACCUGAAAGUAGUGGUGCCAGACUCUAUCUCAGCUGAUCUGGAUCGAAGGAGACUUGAUCUCAUCCCAGAGGAUGUUCAAAGACAGUAUGUGCAGCAACUACAGGAAGCACUGCUUCCUGACAUCCAGAAGCACCUGGAGGACUUCAGGCAGAAGCGCAGUAUGGGCCUAACCCUGGCCGAGGCCGAGCUGACACGGCUAGACACGGAGAGGCUGCGUGACCGUGUGGCCCUGGAGAGGGAGCGCUCGUGCGCCGAGCACAUCAUGGUCAAGCUCGAGGACAUGCUGUUGCCGUCAUCGGCUACGGAAGAGGAGAAGUGUACCACCAUGCAGUACGUUAUCCUGUCCUACAUGAAGCAUCUCGGGGUGAAAGUGAAGGAGUCUCGGGGACUCGAGCCUAAACCCAAGCGCAUCAACUUUCUGCCCAAAAUCAAGCCCAAACAGAAGACCAUACGGGCGGAGAAGGACAGCAGCGUCGGCAGCGGCGGUGUGGAGGAGAAGGUGAAAAAGCCUCGCUUCCACAGCAUCCUCAGCCGGCCCAGCAGGAUCGACACUGCUGCCAUCACCAAGGCCAUUGAGCAGAACAAACCCCGGCCACAGAAGCAGCCCCCUCAGACUGCCCCAGGACCAGCCGAGCCGUCUGACCCCCCGCUGCCGCCGUCGGCCCGCACACGGGGCGCCCCGCUUACCGCUGCACCGGAAGCCGCCGCCUACGUUGCCUCCCCUCCCCACAGCGCUCCCGCCACCCAGGGCCCCGACAGCGGCCCCAGAGAGCCCGACACGGGCGGACCCCCCUCUGCGAUGCUCAGACUCGGAGACAGCGCCCCACCAAUCGAAGGCCAGGACUCCGCUUCCUCAGGCACACACUUUGACUUUAGCUCCUGUGCCCUGGACCACCAGGAGGAGGAGCUUGAAGCAGAGAGGAUCUUGGACGGAGGCACGCCCCGGCCACUCAGGAGGAUGGAGCUUCUGAGCUCAGGGGAGGUGCAGAGCGAGGAUGACCAGGGUACUGAGGUGGAGGCCGAGCUGGACCCCCCCCACUGGCAGACGCUGGUUAGCAGGGACGUCCUGGCGCAGCUGCCCCCACAUGAGAUCAAGAGGCAGGAGGUCAUUAACGAGCUCUUCUACACGGAGCGUGCCCACCUCCGCAUGCUGAAGGUACUGGAGAACGUCUUCUACCAGAGGAUGAGCCGAGAGGCCGUCCUGCCCCCCGGCGACAUCAAGAACAUCUUCACCAACCUGGAGGAGAUCGUCCUGCUGCACGCAUCCAUAAUGGAGCAGAUGACAGCUGUCCGGAAGAAUAAUGACGCUGCAGUCAUAGACGUUAUAGGAGACGAUCUGCUCUCCUGGUUCAGUGGUGCAGAAGAAGAGAAGAUCAAGCUGGCUGCAGGCACCUUCUGCAGUAACCAGCCCUUUGCCCUCGAGCUCAUCAAGAGCAGGCAGAAGAAAGACCAGCGUUUCGCCUCCUUCGUGCAGGAGGCGGAGAGUAAUCGGCAGUGCCGCCGGCUGCAGCUGAAGGACAUUAUUCCUGUAGAGAUGCAAAGGCUCACCAAAUACCCCCUUCUGCUGGAAAACAUCGCCAAAUAUACGGAUGACGCCGAGGAGAAGAGUAAGGUGAAACUCGCCGGCGAGUGUUGCCGGAAGAUUCUCAACCACGUCAACCAGGAGGUGAAGGAGGCUGAAAAUAAGCAGAGAUUAGAGGACUACCAGAGAAGGCUGGAUCUCUCCUCCUUGAAGCAAAGUGAAUAUCCCAUGAUUGCGGAGUUUAAGAACCUCGAUUUGACCAAAAGGAGGAUGGUGCACGAGGGACCGCUCUCUUGGAAAGUGAACAAGGACAAGACUAUUGAGCUGUACACCCUCCUGCUGGAGGACAUCCUGGUGCUCUUGCAGAGGCAGGAUGAGAAACUGAUCCUGAAGUGUCACAGUAAGAACCUGGCAGGCUCAGCAGACACCAAGCACACCUUCAGCCCCAUCAUCAAGCUCAGCACGGUGCUGGUGCGCUCCGUGGCCACUGACAACAAGUCCUUCUUUGUGCUGUCCAUGUCGGACAACGGGGCGCAGAUCUACGAGCUGAUGGCACAGACCGUAUCUGAGCAAAGAACGUGGCAGGACCUCAUCACCCAGAGUGCAGACUGUAUGAAGACCAAACAGUUAAAUAUCAUUCCUUUACCUCAGACUGAUGGGGAGCGAGAUGCCGUCGAGGAGAUGAACUCCAGCGUGCCGAAAAUGAACAAAGAUCCAGACCGCAUCUCUACUGGAAGCACCCAGUCUCCAGAUAAAGACACCACCUCAUGCUCAGAGGUUUUGCCGGAUCGCACGACUGGAACCAAUCCAUUCGAGAGUAAAUCCGAGGAUGAGGGUGAGGAGGAGGGCUCACCCCGGGGUCGUGAGGAGGACGAGGAAGAGGAAGAGGAGGAAGAGGAGGCAUUCCUGGCCGACAGGCUCCCGUUCCUGAAGCAGCGAUCGCGACAGGCCAUCGCUAUCGAAGAGAAGGAUCUGGAGGCUUUUGAGACGCCUCUGCUGAGGGCCGACGAAGGCCUCCAAACCCUGGCUGCUUUGCGGCAGCUCCUGAUCCAUCACAUGGCCACUCAGGACGACGGGGACCGAGGCCGAGAGCAGGGCGAGGGGUCAGCGCUCAGGCCAGGCACUGUGCAGGCCCCGGAGGAGAGUGCUGCCCCUGGUGGCUCGGUGGAGAAUGGUGCACACAGGACCGAUACUGCACAGGCCAGGGAAGAGAACUCUCACGAGCCGCUGUCUGGAGAAAGAGGAUUUUUUGAGAAUUCAGAGGACUAUGGCAGUUACAUGGUGCUGGAGGGUUAUGGGGGCUCGGGCGAGAGCAGUACCGAUGAUGACCCACAGGGCAGAGGUGGUGUUGAACUAACAUCUGCAGGGGACUCCGGCAUCGACCUGAAGAAGCUCCUCUCUUCAUCUUCCCAGAGUGGAGGACCCAACAUCAGCCGGCAGGUCAUGACCCAUUUACGCCUGCUCCAGGCCAGCCUGCAGCACCUGAAGGAAAUAGAAACAAAAUACAACCAUCUAUGCCAAAGGCACCCAGAGGAAGCAGCUACUGCAUUAGAAGAGAACAGAGAUAAAAGCUAGUGCUGCUGCAAGCAGAGGACACGUGGAGUCAUCGGGAGAAGCUUGACAGGCACCACUCUAACGGCUCGUCCAUGCCUAUGCACGGGUAGUGACGGACUGCCCCGCCCCUAGCCCCGCUCCUCUGCUCAACCUCACACACUACAGAGGAAGAGGACACAAAGCCACUCCAUUACCCCCUCCUCGUGCUGCCCUCUGCUUAUUGGAAUCAUGGCUGUUGGGAUCGAGCCCCGUGCCCUACCUGUAUGCAUGCAUCCCCAGCCCAACACUUCCCCCAACACUCGCAAUGCGAAAUCAACACUGUGCUCGCUUAGAAAAGAAUGGAAGAGAGGAUGGAGGGACCACACGCGUAUAUAUACACACUACAGCUUGGGCUGGCCCUUCCCUGUUCUACUGAGUUUUUCCACGUGGAAUUAAAUGUCAUUGGUCGUGGGAAAGUGAACUGGCAGGCAGAAACAUAUCUUGUUGCUUGCAGUUUAAUAUUAUGGCCAAUAAAAUUAUACCAGGUGUAGUUAUGAUUUUUUUUAGGCUGUAGCUAAAUUGAAUGUGUGAAAUGUCCUUCAUAAGGACUACAUACUACCACAGCCUGAUCAUUCGUUCCUUAUUGUUCAUGGGUAUGAAUGUUAAUGUACAAUUGUGAGUCAUGGUAUACAUUACAGCCACUCUGCAUUAGGCCUGUGUGGCCCUGAUAAAAAGUCUAGGAAUGAUUCAGUUGACAUGGGCUAAUGAGCUCCUCUUCAGCCUAUAGGAAAAUGACGAUAUUUUUGUCCAGCUGUUUGUUUGAUUUUAAUGUUACCAGGCUAGAGCCUGAGGAUUCCCUCAAGGUUAAAAUGCUAACUCGUAUUGAGUUACACUGUAAGGGUGGAAUUCAAUCUUUGGAAAAAAAAAAAAAACCCAUUAAAAUGUAAAAAGGCCAAGCUAUACGAGGACUCGUGCUGCUGUUACUGGGUGCAGGGAUAAAGCCAGUCUGGCAGUAUGGACUGAGGCUCAUCUCCGGUUUGAAGGUUGCACUCAGUGUGCUGUACUUCAUUAUGGAACUUCUUGCGUAGAAAUUAUUUUAAGGGACUCAUCCUCUCUCCUUUACAAUUUGAAACCCGUCUCUCGACCUAAGCUUUCUAAAUCUCCAUUCAAUGCUGUCUGCGCACUGCCUGACGUUCUCUACAAUGUUCUGUCAAAUAAAGCUACUGAAGAUCUCUGGCAUAUCACCGAUAACCAAGAGAAACUAGACCUAUUACCAUGGGUUGAAGCACUACAUGCAACCCUGUAUAAGUACAAGUCUUAUUGGAUAUGGCAGAGUUUUUUUUCUGGGAUUUGGGAAUGAAGUUAUAUGAAGAGGGGAAAAAAAGCUUCAGAUACAAAUGCAUGGACUGCUUAAGAAUGCAAGACCUUUUAAGGGUCAAUUUUAAGUGUAAAAUUGUACAAUUAUGAACAACACUGCAUCUCUUACAGAGACCUAAUUCCUUGUUUUUUUUGCUUUUGCUUUCUACAUCAUAUGAGUCAUGUAUUAUUUUAACAGAAACUACUAAAAAAAAAAAGAAAAUAAACAACUGCAAGGUAUCCCUAAAUAUUAAUGUAAUCUGUAUUUUUUUGGUCUAGAAGUUCAUGAGGUAUAUUUUAUUAUUGAGCACUAUUAAUGUCUUUUCAGAUUUCUGUUGCUAUGAACAGCUCUAUUAGAUUCUAUUAAAUUUGACUGAACUGAGAUUGUUCAAAAAUGGA